UCCUCAGUGAAAGUGAAAGCUGUGAUUUCUUCUUAAACAAUAUCAGAUAGAGAUCAGCUGAUUUUAUGAUCUGAUCCUGCAGAAGCUGCUGUUAUUUACUCUGUAUUUAGACUGUAAACACAACAGGAAAUGAUGUAAUCUAAUAAAUCACAGAUUAAAUCGUUAAAAAUAUGAUUUUCUACAGUUAUAUUUAGUGAAGAACAGACGGUCGGCUGCUACUCACCUCAGCACUCCCUGAAAUAAACAGGUUGGACUCAGACCGAGGAGAUGAAGAGCAUUCUGAAGGAGAAACGAAUCAAGCUGCCGCAGGGCGAGGGCGGGGGGCUGAGCAGCUCGGUAUCAGGAGUACGCUGGGCCCAACCGGACCAGGACCUCCAGACCCACAACUCAGCCCCCAGCAAGAGCAGCACCACCCCCCGACAAAAGGAUCUGAGGGAUCUGAGGACUCUGCAGGAGUGUGUGAAGUUCCUGAAUCAGUGGAAGCAGGAAGUGGAGCGAGUCUGUAAGCCUGGUGGUGGCGCUGUCCCUGUCUGUAGCUCUAGUGGGGAGAGUGCUGCUGAACCCCACAGUCUGGAGCAGUGUCGUAAACUCAUCCUGCAGUGGGCUGAUGAACUCAAAAACGUAAACACUCUGUUUAACGAAUUCGAAGAGCGCAGUGAGAAAGAGGCAUUCUGGGAAACAAAGGAGAACAAGGCUGACUCCGCCAUGGAGGCUGAGGAGAGAAUCAUGGAGUGGGCGAAGGAACUACAGACGGUAUCAGAGAGCUGUGGGGUGAUGAGGGAGGAGCUAGCUCAGACUCUGAGACAGUUGGAGCUGAAGAAGAAGAAGCUGCUGACCCUGCUGCCCUUCCUGGAGUUCGUCACAUGGUCUCUGCUCAAACACGACCAGGGAUUGGUUCCUCAGGUGUGGCUGCUCUGUAAGCAGCGAACCUGGAAAACAGAAACUCCAAAGUACAUCCCAAAUUCAGUGUGGACCUGGAUCUGCAGCGCUGCAGUGGACGUGUCUCUGGACCCGUUGACCAAUCACCGCUGGCUGCAGGUGUCAGAUGACCGUAAGCGAGUGCAGGAGGCUCUGGGCGAGACGGAGGCGGAGUUUAGCGGACAGCGGUUCGACGGUUGGCCGUGUGUUCUGGGCUGGCAGGGUUUCUCCACCGGGCGGCACUACUGGGAGGUCGAGCUGGCCAAUAGCGGAUACUGGCGUCUCGGGGUAACCACGGCGACGUCCAAGCGACACGGACGCGCCCCCAUGAGCCCCUGCCAGGGAUUCUGGGUACUCUGGAAGAGCACACGCCAGUUCUACGCCUGCACCAAGCCGGAGACGCCGCUGCCACUCUCUCUGGUGCCCAAGAGGGUGGGCGUCUACCUGGACAUUGAGGAGGGACAGGUGUCCUUCUAUAACGCAGAGUCACGGUCUCAUAUCUACACCUUCACCGGACACUUCAAAGAGAAACUAUACCCGCUAUUCGCACCACUGGAUGGACGUACCCUCAUGACGCUGUGGUCACCAGAAAAUGCACCAGAGCUUUAGGAAAUCCUGCCCUCUUCAGGCUCCGCCCACGAUAAUAACUAAUGCUAAAUGUAGGUGUCAAUCAGGACAAUGAGAUGUAACCUGGUUCAUGAAUUCAGCUCUCCAGUACCGAAAGCACUCAUACAGCCCCAGACCAUGAUGCUACCACCACCAUGCUUGCUUGUAGGGGUCUUGGAACUCCUCACCAGGAUGCCGCCACAUGUUGAACACCAUCUGAACCAAACAUCAUCAGUUCCAGAAUCCAUGUAAUCCAAGCUCUUGGAAUGCUGGUCUUUUUUAAAUUGUUUUGGGGCUUUAUUGUGCAUCAGCUUCAGAAGAGGCUACCUUCUAUGAGGAACAGUGCUGUGCAGACAUGGUUGAUGCGUGAUGAUCUGAUCACUGCAGUCAACUGGCCUUACACUUCUUUAAGCUCAACCUCUGCAGCAACACUGGCAGCACUCACAUCUAUUAAUUAAAGCUAAUCUCUGGAUAUUACUCUGAACACUUGAGGAAGAAUGUUCUGAGAGGAACCCAUCCUGAAAGAAAUUACUGUGUGAUCUUAAGUCAUUUUUCUGUAUCUCAGUUUCAGGGUGUAUUUAAUCUUCUUAUAGACUCGAUCAUAUUUAUAUAGAGCCAUAAUUCUGUUUCUUAUAUCCUUAGAGAUUUCUUUACCAUGAGGUGCCAUGAUGAAUAUCAAAACACUAAAUUUAACAGCCCUGCUCUUCAUUCACACCUGAGAACUUAUAACUCUUAACAAGUCUUGACACCUGGGAGGGAUAACGACGACACAAUUGCACGUGUAAUCAGCGAUUUAGACAUUCAUUUAUUUGUGUUGUGUUAUUUUCAGAGGACUGUAAAUAUAUAUUUUAAUUUUCAGACGUUUCAUUUCUAUAGUGUUUCCCAUGAAAAGAUAGAAUAAAAUAUGUACAAAACGUGAGAAGUGUACUACUAUUCAUAUUGUUUCAGAAUCUGUUGAUAAAUGGACCAAUAGAAAAUCUUUAAAUGACUUUAAAAAUACCAUAUUUUUUGGGGUUAAUAUUUCAGAACCCGUUCUCUAGAAAUACAAAAGUAGUUUAACUCAAUUUAUACAAUUUAUACCAAAUAUACCAAUGUAUAUUUUAAACAUAAUAAAGAUGAGGUUAUAUUACCAACCAUGAAGUCUGUUCUGCCUGAUUUGUAAAUAAACUUUUUGUUCUUAAAAUAAAAACAUUUGUACAAUUUGUAAAGAAACAUUUUUUU
Molecule: messenger RNA, 2745 nt
Organism: Astyanax mexicanus (Mexican tetra)
Lineage: Eukaryota; Metazoa; Chordata; Actinopteri; Characiformes; Acestrorhamphidae
Product: E3 ubiquitin-protein ligase TRIM39
Exons: 11
Coding region: 268-1527 (419 amino acids)
Molecular function (GO): protein binding
Source: RefSeq, a predicted model, not a curated record